Messenger RNA from Lachancea lanzarotensis, 675 nucleotides. RefSeq names its product LALA0S02e00782g1_1 (gene VPS24). Gene Ontology annotation, biological process: endosome transport via multivesicular body sorting pathway; late endosome to vacuole transport; protein transport. NCBI's taxonomy places the organism in Eukaryota, Fungi, Ascomycota, Saccharomycetes, Saccharomycetales, Saccharomycetaceae. The transcript has a single exon. The record is from RefSeq and is a predicted model, not a curated record. The coding region runs from base 1 to 675 and encodes 224 amino acids. Gene Ontology annotation, cellular component: ESCRT III complex; multivesicular body.
AUGGACUACUUCAAGAAAGCUAUCUGGGGUCCCGACCCCAAAGAACAGCAACGGAAGGUUCGACAACUUGUACGGAGAAAUGGGAGAUCUUUGGACAAAUCUUUGAGAGAACUGAGUGCGUUGCAAAUCAAGACACAAGCAUUGAUCAAACGAUCCGCAAAACAAAACGACACCAGAUCCGUACGAAUAUACGCUAAAGAGCUGUAUCAGAUCAAUAAACAGCACCAAAGGAUGUAUAUUUCAAAAGCACAGCUACAAUCCGUAGGUAUGAAAAUCGAAGAAGCAUUCCGAAUGCAAAGUCUACAAGAAAAUAUGGCGUCGUCAGCGGUCCUGAUGCGUGAAGUAAACUCACUGGUGAGACUUCCGUACAUGCAACAAACGAUGAUGGAGCUUGAAAAAGAGCUUGUGAAGAGUGGCCUCAUUACUGAGAUGAUCGAUGAUACAAUGGAGAUGGUCGAAGACGAAGAAGCGGAAGACGAGGCAGAUCAGGAAGUUAACAGGAUCGUGGAACAGUACACGUCCAAGAAAUUGGAUAGUGUUGUAGGUGCUCCUGUCUCUGAACUACCAUCAGAGUCUGAACCCGAGGCCCAAAUAGCUCCCGAAGACCAAAUCGACGACGAAGCAGACGUCAUGCUCAAUGAGAUGCGAGAAAGACUGAAAGCCCUGCAGAAUUGA